ACCAAAAUUUUAAACAGCCACGUAGUUGCGUUUCUAUUUUUGUUGUUCUCUCUGCAACAUCACCCAGCACAAACAGAAAUCAUCCUAAAACUAGAUUUGUAGAGAAACGGUUGUUAUCUGUGAAGCUUGGAGUGUGGUAGUAUUUAGGUCAAUUGGAAAUUAUGGCUUUAGGGUUUGAGGGUUAUAGUUAUACACGAGCACUGGGAAGGAAGAGGGUUGUGGUUUCCAACAAUGGAGAAUCUUCUUCGCUCGAUUCCAAUUCGGCGAUGACUCCUUUGAAGAGAAUGUGCAGUGGUAGAAUCAAUUUCAACUCUGAGAGGUCUCGCCUUGAAGCCCUUCCUCUCGACAUUCUGAUACGGGUGUUGUGUGGUGUGGACCAUGAAGAUUUGGGGCAGCUUGUUCAAGUUUCGAGAGCUAUUAGAGAAGCAACUGAGAUUGCAAGGCGGUUACACUUUGAGUAUAGCACGCCAAAGAAGAAAACUUUUGCUCUUCGUUCACCAUUUGGUGUGGAGGGUGCUGGUGGUGGGUUUGAGGAAAUUGAAGCUCCAAAUGCACCAUUGAGGAAAUCUAAGUCAAGGCUGAGUGGUAAGAAUCUGGCUGGCAUCUCAGUGGCUUUGUUUGCUUCCAGUAAUGAAGAACAGUGAGCACCUGAUGAUAGCACCAAAGAGUUUCUCUUGCAUUGGAAAGUUUUUGUAUAUAGAUAGUAUCUGUUGUGUGUAUACUGAAUGGGUAGAUUUCACACACCUAGGAAUCUUUACCAGCCAUAUCUUCAAAUCCUUCAUUGAAGAUUGCUUUGGCCUGUUUUGUAAUCUUUCUGUACAUCUGUAGGCAAAGAGAAAGUGGGAGAGAUUCUUGUGAUUUUGUUUGGAGGGAAACCCUAGGCCCUUCUAAUCUGAUAAAUUUGAGUGUGCACAAUCAAUGUUGCAUACUCUUUGUGCUUCUCUAAUAAAAUGAGUAAAGUUUCCACUAUUAUGAUUUGAU
Molecule: messenger RNA, 981 nt
Organism: Abrus precatorius (Indian licorice)
Lineage: Eukaryota; Viridiplantae; Streptophyta; Magnoliopsida; Fabales; Fabaceae
Product: F-box protein At1g61340-like
Exons: 4
Coding region: 162-644 (160 amino acids)
Molecular function (GO): protein binding
Source: RefSeq, a predicted model, not a curated record